Messenger RNA from Hirsutella rhossiliensis, 597 nucleotides. RefSeq lists its product as uncharacterized. NCBI's taxonomy places the organism in Eukaryota, Fungi, Ascomycota, Sordariomycetes, Hypocreales, Ophiocordycipitaceae. Bases 1 to 597 code for a protein of 198 amino acids. The transcript has 2 exons. The record is from RefSeq and is a predicted model, not a curated record.
AUGGCCAAGAAAUUCCACAUUGAGGACGAUGAUCAGAUCCUUGGCGUGCCCCAGAUCCCGAUAACGACCGAAGAGCUCAAGCCAUACGAGAAGACGGCUACUAGGGACGAGGUUCAUCAAUAUCUCUCUAAUUGGCUCAAUUCUUCACCCAGCGAUUCACACCAGACCCGACGACAACCCGGAGACUCGAAAAUCCUCACAGGAUAUGUCUUCUUGUUUCUAGGCGGACCCGUUGACUGGAAGGCUACGAAACAAGCGACUGUGACGACGUCGUCCACAGAGGCCGAAUUGCUGGCCCUGUCAAGCGCGGCGAAGGAGCAAAUGCAAUUUUCCCGGCUAAUUAAAGAGCUUGACAUCAAGGUAGAAGGCACCAAUGAGCUAUGGUGCGAUAACCUGCAGACCAUCAGGCUCCUGACUGAACUAAGCGCAAAGCUCAAGACGAACCUUAAGCACAUCGAUAUCCAUCGUCACUGGCUUCGACAGGAGGUUCAGGAAGAAAGACUCCAGAUCACAUGGAUCAAGUCUACGGAGAAUCCCGCUGAUGGAAUGACAAAGGCCCUUCCCAGCAAAAGCACGAAGCUUUUGUCAAGCAGCUAG